UCUGGCUUCCUUAAAAAUUUCUGCAUAAUUUUCUCGCCAUUUUAAAUUUAGCGAUGGAGCAAAAUCUUAUUAAUCUGAAUCCAAGCGAUGCACCGGUGGCAUUCAGCCAUGAGGCUGAGUUGAAGGAGGCAGAGAAAGAUUUGAACAAGUACAGAGGUUACCUGUUGUCUCUCAAUAAGGUUUUCGAGUGGGAGCCCCCCUAUGUCCCUGGCAUUGCCAUUGGGGUCCUAACUGUACUUUUUGCCAUCAUCUGGUAUGUUGAGCCGACUGUACUGACAUUAUUUUCGCUGGUUGGAAUCAUCCUCUGCGUUCUUGAGUACUCUGCCCCGUUUGUCAGCAAUCAGUUCUUCAGACAACCUGAACAAUGGCCCCAUGAUACUCAGGCCCAGUACUCGAAGGUAUGCGACAGAUUACUGAACGGUAAGAAGCAUGCGCACUGUCUCUGGGAGAAGUUGGUGAAGUUGAAGACAGACAAGCCCAAUGCUUUUUUGAUAUCAGUAGUUGGUACCCUGGUGACGGUAGCUUGGAUUGGCAGUCUCAUCGAUACACUCCUACUUAUCUAUCUGGCCGUUGUUGUGGUCACCAUGAUUCCAGGAUUGCGCAAGCACGGAAUCAUCCAGAAGGUCACUGACCUCAUCAAGUCCAAAGUCAACAAGGCAAAAGCGCAAUAAGAGAGAGAGAGAGGGGGAUGGGGGAUGGGGGUAGAGAGAUGUGAAGG
Messenger RNA from Helobdella robusta, 718 nucleotides. RefSeq lists its product as hypothetical. NCBI's taxonomy places the organism in Eukaryota, Metazoa, Annelida, Clitellata, Rhynchobdellida, Glossiphoniidae. The transcript is spliced from 6 exons. Bases 54 to 671 code for a protein of 205 amino acids. The record is from RefSeq and is a predicted model, not a curated record.